AUGGCGGUGUUUGAGGCGCCAGCGCCGAUGCAAGCGGUGAUCGGGAGCGCUAUUUCUCGAUGCCGGAGUGCGAGCAAUCCUGGAGCUUUGAUUUCGGUCACUCUUUCUUGCAUCGAUGCUUGCGAUGGCGUGGAUCGCUCCAAAUUCAGCUUCUCUGUCUCGGAUACCGGUCUCAGCGUUACUGGCAAAGCGAUGGAUGAUUUUUGCCACCUCGUUGUUGCGAAUCCUCCUAUCUUGGAUCAUGCUGAAAUUCUCUGGGAUAGAGUGCUCGAGGUUUCCACCCCGGAUCCCAUCGAGAAGAAAAUGCGUAACUACCAAUUGCGAUUCACCGACGCUAGCGGCCUCCAGAUUCUAGAACUCCGACCGCAAUGGAGAGAAAAGCGAACGCUAGUGUCAAUGGACAUUGAAGGCCCGACGCUGGAAACGGUGUCAUCCUUCAGGAAUUUGCUGGAGAAGUUUUCCCUUCCAAUUAUCGAAGUGUCCCUGGAAUGGCACUACGUUAAUUGUCGAGGCGAGCGCGACACUUACCAGAGUCGAGAGGUCCUGACAAGAGAACCAUCGGAGCUUGAUGAGCUUGCGACAGGCUUUGCACACUAUUUGCACAAUAGUCGCCUUUCGGAAGCGGAUCGUGUAGCUGGUAUACAUGUCAACAUUGGAAGGGGUGGCUCGGACAACAUUGGUUCUAGUCUACAUGCAUGUGUAGCUAUUACUGAACCACUGACGACGGUGUCUUCAAAAACGAAGAUUAUGUACUUCGAAGAUUUUGCGUACACUCCAGUGCCUUCGGCGAUGCAGCAGUUUUUGUCGAAGGUUGACUGGAUGAAGUUUAAUCUCCCAGUACAGUCUGUCGACACAGAGACGGCUACUAUCACUUGGGAGUGUUCCAGACACGAGUCGAUUGAUCUUGUUCUCCACAAGGUCACGAAAAAUAUCCUGUUGAAAGACAUCUUGAUUUUGGUAUAUCCGAAACAGGUGAAACGGGCUAUUGAAGGAGCUCUUCAUGACUUGAAACUAAAACUGCCUCAUCGUUUGGCGAGCCCCCAAGCAAUCAAGAUGAUGUCGUGCGUUCCAGACCUCUCUAGAUGCAUUGCAGGACUGAUCAAGUCCUCCACAGACGCAUCGUUCCAAGCCCAGUGCGCAUCACUGUUGGGACUGCUACCGUCAGAGACUCACAAACUAGAAGGCCAGAUCAGUGACAAGCUGAGUUCAAUCGUUAUAGACACUGACAAUUCAAACUCCGGAAAACUAAUCGCCUACGACAACUUAGCAAAAGAAGCCGGCAGUGACACUGACAACUCAAACACGGGAAAACUAAUCACCUACGAAAACUUAGCAAUCGAAGCCAGCAGUGACACCGACAAGUCUGAUGCUGAAGACUUCUUUACAAUUCCAUAA
Selaginella moellendorffii is the source of this 1395-nucleotide messenger RNA. RefSeq names its product type 2 DNA topoisomerase 6 subunit B-like. Gene Ontology annotation, cellular component: condensed chromosome. Bases 1 to 1395 code for a protein of 464 amino acids. Gene Ontology annotation, biological process: reciprocal meiotic recombination; meiotic DNA double-strand break formation. NCBI's taxonomy places the organism in Eukaryota, Viridiplantae, Streptophyta, Lycopodiopsida, Selaginellales, Selaginellaceae. Gene Ontology annotation, molecular function: protein-macromolecule adaptor activity. The record is from RefSeq and is a predicted model, not a curated record. The transcript has 10 exons.